AUGAUUCGCCUUCAAAGACUGACGAUUCAUUCUGCCCUUAGAGGUCGUCUGCCCUUUCUCAGAUAUGGACCUACCCUGUGCAGGCGAUUCCUUUCAACUCCAGCUGAACCGAAGAAGACCGAUAAUAGUGCAGCAAUCCUAUUACAGAAAAACCUUAUACAGAGAAAUAACUCCUUAUACAACUAUGGCUCAGGGACGAUACGAUGCACCAUUUUUGAUGCUCAAGGUAAUAAGGUCAGCCAAUCAUCAGAGAUGAAGAGAGAUGAUCUGGUCUCCAGACAUCAAUUGCUGCCGAGAGAUCUGAGAAAGAUUGAACGAUCCAGGAAAAACGAUCUGGUUCCCAGCUUGCUGGUGAGGAAAAAUGGGAUUUUGGUUAGUUUACUGACUAUAAGAGCAUUGAUCAAGCCGGACAUGGUGAUCAUAUUCGACUCUGUGGGGAACGGUAUCUCUCUCGACUCUACAACUCACAAGGCAUUCAUCAAUGAUUUAACACUCAAAUUAACCAAUGAGGGAACCUAUGGGCUAAGUAAAGAUCCUCUGCCGUACGAAUUUAGAGCCCUAGAGGCAAUCUUUGUUUCGGCGUUGUCCAAUAUGUCUGGUGAGAUGAAAGUUCUACUGACCGUUUGCAAAGGCAUCCUGACAGACUUGGAGUAUAGCAUAACUAGGGACAAGCUACGAUUUUUGCUGAUGCAGAACAAAAAAUUGACCAUUUUCCGCCGUAAGGCUCUUCUAGUCAGGGAAAUGUUAGAUGAUCUCCUAGAUCAGGACGAUGUUCUUUGUGAAAUGUACCUCACUGAUAAGCAUGCAGGCAAGAUCAGAGAGAAAGAGGACCAUGUGGAAAUAGAGAUGCUUCUUGAGACCUACUACUCGCACGUAGAUGAAAUCGUGCAAAUCAUUGAAAGUGCCAUCUCGAAUGUUAAGACCACCGAAGAGAUUAUAAAUAUAAUUUUGGACUCUAACAGAAAUCAGCUGUUACUACUUGGUAUUCAAUUCACCAUAGGAAUGCUUUCGCUAGGAGGAGCCAUUUGGGUGGGCUCAUUAUAUGGUAUGAACUUAGAAAAUUUCAUAGAAGGAACAAAUUGGGGAUUUUCAUUCGUCACAGUCCUCAGCAUGAUUGCAAUGAGCUGCCUCUUUGCAUACAGCAUCAGGCAUCUGCACAAACUGCAAAAGAUGUCGUUAGUAAGUCGGUCCAAGAUAAAGUGA
Messenger RNA from Torulaspora delbrueckii, 1203 nucleotides. It is a transcript of the gene MFM1, whose product is annotated as Mfm1p. Gene Ontology annotation, molecular function: magnesium ion transmembrane transporter activity. Lineage: Eukaryota; Fungi; Ascomycota; Saccharomycetes; Saccharomycetales; Saccharomycetaceae. Gene Ontology annotation, cellular component: mitochondrial inner membrane. Bases 1 to 1203 code for a protein of 400 amino acids. The record is from RefSeq and is a predicted model, not a curated record. The transcript has a single exon. Gene Ontology annotation, biological process: mitochondrial magnesium ion transmembrane transport.